Molecule: messenger RNA, 648 nt
Organism: Paramecium tetraurelia
Lineage: Eukaryota; Ciliophora; Oligohymenophorea; Peniculida; Parameciidae
Exons: 3
Source: RefSeq, a predicted model, not a curated record
AUGUUACCCAAAGGGAACCUUGAAAAUAAAAUUCAGUAGCUUAGUUAAGAAAAUGUUGAAUUGAAAUAGACAUUAGCUGAUCUGAAAUUUGAAUAUGAGAAAUAGGUUCUAUUGUGCAAGGUAGCAUAAGAUUAGAAAAACGAGUAUGAUAGACUCUUCCAAUAAAAUCAGUUAUUGAAUCAAGAGCAAAAACAAUUGUAGGAUGAGAUAUAGCAUUUGAAGAAUUAGAUAAAGAAGCUCGAGUAUGUAAUUACACAACUUAAUAGAGUUAAUGCAUAACAGUUAUAGAAUCAUUAUCAAUUGAUGGAGGCGAAUUCAAUAAACAUUUAAUAGCGUAACCAAGAGUUGGAGAGAGAAUUAGAAACUUUUAAAUAAAAAGCAUUAUUUAUAAUACAAGCGAAAACUAUAAUUGAUAAUAAUAAACAAUACUGCUAGUUAACUUUGGAAUGGGAAAAGGACAUAUAAAAUCUGCAAUUAUCGUAUAGAUAAGAGAAUGAUAGUUUGAUAUUUGAUGGUUAUGGGGAAAGUGGGAAUAAAAAAGUAAUUUAUCAAUAGAUCCAUAAUUUUGCGAAGAAAGGUCUCAUACAAAAUUAGAAGCCAUUGAUAUCCUUGAAACAAUCGCAAAUGAAAAUGACUUUUGAAGUUUGA